Messenger RNA from Lucilia sericata (common green bottle fly), 1819 nucleotides. RefSeq names its product UDP-glycosyltransferase UGT5-like. The record is from RefSeq and is a predicted model, not a curated record. The transcript has 3 exons. Gene Ontology annotation, molecular function: UDP-glycosyltransferase activity. Bases 254 to 1819 code for a protein of 521 amino acids. Lineage: Eukaryota; Metazoa; Arthropoda; Insecta; Diptera; Calliphoridae.
UUUUGGUUCGUGUAAAUAAAACACUUUAAUUUCCCAUUCCAUACAAAGUUAGAAAGUUUAUUAAUAUUUUUUUACAAAUUUAAAUGUUUUGAAACAUUUUUGAAAAAAUAUAUCAAUAUUUCUAGUUUAACUAGUUUAAACUUAACUUAGUAACACUUUAACGCGAACGCAGUGCGGACACAUUAAUUUAAACACGUUCGAACAAAAUUGUUGUUUAAAUGUUUAACACAAAAAUUUAAAUACUUUUAAUAAAAUGCGUUUAUUAUUAAUUUUUAUGAUCAUAUACUUAAGUGUAGUAGUGGAUUCAUAUAAAUAUUUGGCUGUUUUACACACAGGUGCUAAAUCACAUUUUAUUUUUGGUUCAGCUUUAAUGAAACGUUUGGCCCAAAAGGGUCAUGAGGUAUAUGUGAUAUCACCGUUUCCACAGAUAAAACCUAUAAAAAAUUAUCAUGAUGUAUUUUUGGAGUCUAUGGAGAAAGUAAUGAAUGAAUAUACUAGCAGUUUGUUUUAUAGUAAUGAGAAAUCGGUAUGGGAAAAUAUUAUGAGCUAUUUCGACAUGGGUCUCAAUCUGACUGAAACGGCUUUAAAAGAACCCAAUGUGCAACAACUAAUGGCCAGUAAUCAUACAUUUGAUGCUGUUAUAUAUGAUAUUUUUCUGUCCGAAGCUUUAUUUGGUUUAAGUGAACAUUUUAAGGCACCACUUAUAGGUCUAAGCACACUAGGUGCUAUCUCAGAGAAUAAUGAUAUGGUGGGCUCCCCCUCUCCUCCUUCUUAUGUACCCAAUAUUAUGUUAAAAUUUACCGAUCAUAUGUCUCUCAGCGAACGUGUGAAAAAUUUGGCUUUUGCCACAUUUGAGCGUUUAUUUAUGGAUUUUCAUUAUUUACCCAAACAGGCGGCUUUGUAUGGGAAAUAUUUCCCUCAUUUGACAAGAGACAUGUAUACAGUGCGUAAAAAUACGGCUGCUGUUCUGCUAAAUACUCAUGUGUCACUGGGUUAUGCCAGGCCUUAUGUACCCAAUCAAAUUGAGGUGGGCGGCAUGCAUAUUAAUCGCCAGCGUAAACCUUUACCCGAUGAUAUGAAGAAAUUUAUCACUGAAGCUAAACAUGGUGUCAUCUACUUUUCCAUGGGAUCCAAUUUGAAAAGUAGAAAUUUACCCCCAGCCAAGAAACAGGAACUACUGACCGCCUUUAAAAGCCUUAAACAAAGAGUCUUAUGGAAAUUUGAAGAUCUCAAGAUGGAAGGCAAACCCCAUAAUGUUUUCAUUAGUGACUGGUUCCCUCAGGACGAUAUAUUGGCCCAUGAGAAUGUCAGAGUUUUCAUUACCCACGGUGGUCUUUUAAGCACCACCGAAAGUAUUUACCAUGGUACUCCUUUUAUAGGCAUACCCAUAUUUGGUGAUCAGUUCCUUAACAUGGCUCGUGCAGAAGCUAAAGGCUAUGGCAUACGUUUAGAUUAUCAAACUUUAAAUGCUAAGGAUCUCAUAGCAGCUGUGGAACGUGUAAUAAAUGAUAAUAGCUAUAAACAACGUAUACAGGAAAUGUCUGCCACAUAUAGAGAUCAACCUAUGUUGCCUUUGGAUUUGGCAGUCUAUUGGGUGGAACAUAUUGCUCGUCAAAAGGGUGCCAAAUAUUUACAUUGUGCUGGUUUAGAUUUAAGUUUUAUUGAAUAUCAUAAUAUCGAUGCCAUGUUAAUAUUAUAUGGUGGCAUUCCAUUUACUCUUUUUGCUAUUAUCUACUUUUUUAAUAUGUUAAUUAAGGCAAUAUGGAGGAAAUUGGGGCGCCACCAGGAGGAUAAGAAUAAUAAACAGAAAAUGUAUUAA